CCGCUCGCGCCCUCACUUCCUGGGGCGGGCGGGUUGAACAUGGCGGCGGGCCGCUGGGGCGGGCGGCGGCUCCUCUGCGCCGGGGCCGCUCUGCUCUUCGCGGCGGUGCUGGGUCCCGCCGCCUCCUUCUCCUCCCGGGCAGGCAGCCCCGGCGAGCCGCGGAGCCGCGUGCAAGUGCUGGGCGGCUCCAACUGGAGCCUGGUGUUGCAGGGCCAGUGGAUGUUGGAGUUCUAUGCUCCUUGGUGUCCAGCUUGUCAACAGAUUGAAUUGACGUGGGAGAGUUUUGCAAAGGAAAGUGAACAUCUGGAUAUCACUGUGGGAAAGGUGGAUGUCACUCAAGAACCAGGCUUGAGUGGUCGUUUCUUUGUCACAACACUUCCUACAAUUUAUCAUGCAAAUGAUGGAGUAUUUCGCAGAUACAGAGGCUCACGAACAUUGGAAGAUCUUCAAGGUUAUGUUUUAGAGAGAAAAUGGGAAGCUGUGGAGCCUGUAGCAGGAUGGAAGUCUCCAUCUUCUAUAAUGAUGCAUGGUAUGGCAGGGCUAUUUCACCUCUCUGGAUGGAUCAGGCAAAUUCAUAGCUACCUCACUGGCACUCUUGGAAUUCAUGUUUGGUUUUCUUAUGCAAUCUUCAUCUUGGCUACCUUAUUGAUUGGCCUGUUCCUGGGUUUGAUACUGGUUUUGAUUUCAGACUGCCUUUGUCCAUCCAAGUCAAGAUACAGAGCUGAAACAUGUGAAGAAGCAAUUACAAAGGAUAAUGUGGAGAAUGCAGCAUUAGAAGAACCGGAGGAGGCUGCAGAGCUUUCCGCAGAUGAUGCGGAAGAGACUGCAGAUGUAAAAGAUCUCUCGGAUGGAGAAGAUGCAGCAAAUUCAAGUGCUGAUGACUCAGAGGAGGAUUUAGCACUUGGAAAAGAAUCAGGGGAAGAAGAAAUGGAAGACUUAAGUGAACAACCUUUAGCUGACUCAGAGACUGAAAGCUCAGUAAGACAGCGUAAAAGUCAGGUGGCUGAUAAUGGACUAUAGCUGUUUUGGUGGUGUAUUUCGUACAUUUGGACCAAAGAAGUAUCAGACCCUGCGUCUGAAACAAGCUUACACUUGAUUUAUCAUUUGUGUUUACGCAAAACCUCUGCUCUGUCAGCAGGCUUCUCUUUUUUUUUUUUUUUUUUUAAGCUAAUACUUGUUCACUGGGUUUGUUUUAUAAGCAUGUCUGCUGUGUAUUGUAUAACUUUAGCCAUGACAAUCAAAAUAAGUGUAUCUUAUCCUAAAUAAGUAUAUCUUACCUGUUUGAAGUCUUCGAAGAGAAAAGGGGUGCAACAGAGUCUCAGUGCACCGGCUAGGAAUGGUCGUGUAUGAUUGUGUUCCUUUCUAAGUAUUGACCUAAGGAAGAUCAGGACUUUUUACAGCAGCUUGGCAGGACUGUGACUUUUCUGUCUGAAUAUCUAUUGUAUCCAAAUGCCACAGAAGCACCAGAUAAGUGAUACAGUAGUGAAAGAAGGCACCUUACUAGUCUUCUGUUAAAAAUGUAGUGUAUGAUGGGCUUAUUUUUAUCACUUUCAACUGAAGCACCUUUCACUUUCAUUUUUAUUAAUGUUUGUUUUGAAAGUUUAUCAUACAGUAUGCUGCAUUCCCCCAGAUUUCUCAGUUUUUGGUAAUUUGGAGGCAUGCGGCAUGGCUCAAGCUUGUCAGCUGAAUUUUUUGACCCAAGAGCUUUGAGUAAUUGAAAACCUCAGGCCGAGAAAGUGGCAGCUAAAUGUUUAAAAUAUGCUUGAACUUUUUAAAGGAAAUUAUUUUGGUCAGGGGGGAUUUUUGCCAAAGCAUGACUUCCCCCUGCCUUCAAGAGAUUGUAGCAAGAAACAUUCGCUUUGCAGUCAGUGAGUUGUAUGUUUCUUGCCAAUACAAGCUUGUCAUGUGCAGUGCAAGUUCUGCCAUUUCCAACUUGGAAUGCUUUUGGCAGAAGUCAGACUGCUUUAGUAAUAUUAACUGAAGAGGCACUUAAGGUUUUACCUUUGAUUGCUUUUCUACUUUUUAUCAUGGGAAUCGGCACAUUAGGAAGAGAGGGGCACGGGUGGGUAGUGGGGAGAAGCUUUUGGGUUUGCUGCUUUUAUCAAGGUAUACGUUUAUCUGUUGAACUCUGUAAAGUGAAAAUGGCUUGCCAGGUACACUGCAUUAGGUGUGGUUAGAAGACUUAAGUCAUUAAAGAUAUCAGUAUUUCCCUCCUUCGUCUUGAUUAAUAUAUAAGGCUUUUUUUAAGGAAUACCUACAGUGAGAUCCUGUAUGUUUCUGUUGGUGUGUGAUCAUGUGCAUAAGAUGUGUCACAGAAUCACAGAAUGGUUUGGGUUGGAAGGGACCUCAAAGGCCGUGUAGUUCCAACCCCCCUGCCAUGGGCCGGGACGCUCUCCACUAGACCAGGUUGCCCAAAGCCCCAUCCAACCUGGCCUUGAACACUUCCAGGGAGGGGACAUCCACAGCUUCUCUGGGCAACCUGCUCCAGUGCCUCACCACCCUCACAGUAAAGAAUUUCUUCCUCAUAUCUAAAUCUCCCCUCUUUCAGUUUAAAGCCAUUCCCCCUUGUCCUGUCACUCCAUGCCCUUGUAAACAGUCCCUCUCCAGCUUUCUUGUUAGGCCCCUUUAGGUACUGGAAGGCUGCAGUAAGGUCUCCCCGGAGCGUUCUCUUCUCCAGACCGAACAAUCCCAACUCUCUCAGCCUGUCUUCAUAGGAGAGAUGCUCCAGCCCUCUGAUCAUCUUAAUCUUGAUUAUUUUAUAUACAUAUAUUGUGUAAAACUUGCUAACAUGCAUGGAUUUCAUCUUGUUCUUCAAGAAUAAAGAGUAAUCAGAGAUGAAAUAAUCUCUCAUUAGAAGAGACGAGUUGCAAGUGCAAAAUGCUGGUUUCCUUUGAGGCUGAGACAGGGCCAAUUUGUGUUGAAAGUUGUUUUGCAUUUGCCUUUUUUGAUGCUCAUAAAGAGCGUAUUUACAGAGAAAAGCUUAACUUUUCCUCUUUGUCCCGUUGCAUAUUGUGUCUUGGAACUAUAUAGUAAAAACUUUACAUUUGUCCAUUACAGCUGUGCGAAGAACAAAAUUGCAUUGCAUAUAUUGAAUAUGAAUUCUCUUAAGGAAUGUUCUCAGUCUGGAGCUUGAAUUUCCUAUAGUGGACACAUGUAAAUAUGCUUUCAUAUAUGUGGAAACAUACAGUUGAUAAUAGAUAUACAUUGCACUAUAAUGAGAACAGUUUGGUAUUAUUUGGGCAUUGUCCUAUGUAACUGAGCAACUGUGGAAGCUUACAGACAGCAGAACUCAGCAGCAGUUGAGGUACAUAGCAGGUUUUUUAAAAAAAACACAAACAAAAAUCCCCAAACAAAACCAAACAACCUCCCCAAACUGAAGCUAAGCUUUAUUUGCAAAAAUUAAGAAAACUUUGUGGCUGCUGUAGUCUGGAAGGAAGAACCGUGUGACUAAAAGCUCAGAGUACAGAUUUUUUUGGUUUCCAUGAUGUAUUUGCUUUUUUCAUUAUCUGUGCAUCAGGAGCUCAUAAAAGUCCAAAAGAAAAACAAGACUUUAACCAUAUUUCAUGAGACAAGCAGGAGUUGGUGUGUAUAUUCAGAUAUGUGAACUUGCGUAAGAUAAGAAUAGACAUAUCCCCUCAGUCAUGGACACUGAAAAAUAUGUGGGACUGUAUCCAGCACGGAUUAAAGACAAUGAUGACUUUGGUUGUGUACCAAAGAGGAUAUUUAUACUGCAGAGAGUCUUGUGAUACUCAGUGUGUAGGGGGGAGCAUGUUGAUGUUAAAUUUUUAUUCCGUUUCUCUUCACUUUUGUAAUAUGGAGCCAGUCAUCUAAUAGCCGCUUCAUCUGUUUAAGAGGUUUUAACUUUGGAAGAUACAGAACAUCCUUAUACCUCACAGUGGCUGCUUUGUAUGUUGUUGGGAACAUGAAGUAUUAAAAGGUCAAGUGUACCUCUUUUCAGUGCUCAAGAUGAGGUAUUUGGGCUUCUUGAAUGUUUAGACAGAUAAGGUGUUCUCACAAGAGUUGGAUUUCAUUACUCUGUCUUUGAAUUUAAAAAACAAAAACACAAACCACAAAUGGCACUUUGUCCUAUGAGACACAUGGUUUCCAAGAUGCUGUGAGAAAGAUCGGAAGCUCCUUUGUGUAGUGAUUCUCUGAAGUCUCUGCUUACAUUUCCUCUGGUUUUGCAUGUCACUUAAGUUUCGAUUAUUUAAAAUGAAGAUAUUAAGUAUUUUCUAUCAUAAUAGCCCUAACUAUAAGAUCGCUCUGUGAACAGGGAUUAAGAAAGCAGGCAGCAAGUGACAGCAGUUCAUCUCUUCGUAGGUUUGUCUUGUGAACCUGGAAAUGAGCUAUAGUAGGCUUCUAAGGUUUCUUGAACUUUAUAUAUAUAUGCCAUUGCUCCUGUGUUUUCAUUAAUAAAGUAGGGAAUAUUACUGCUAACUUGGGUUUGACUGUAUUUGACAUAUAUUGGAGUAUCUUAUUACAAAGGUCACUAAAUUGUGGUUAAGACUUUAGAAAAACAGAUGCUAUGCAACCAUUGGUAUCUCCAACUUAGUUUUACAUUUGUAGGAAAAAUAUUAUAGCAUGAUACUGGAGAUACUCAACUUUGACCAGUGUUUAUCUGGCAAACAAGAAGUAGCAAACACUGUAAAGGGUAAAUGUGUUUAACAGAAAGACCACUAGCUAUGCGGUAAAAAUGUAAUGUUAAUAUACCUUCCAGAAUCAGGGUUUUUUCCACUAAAACACAUUUUGAUUGAAUCAUGCAAGUAUAGUACUAGUUAGACUAUUACAAUAGUAUUAAACUUGGUGUGUUUCCAAAACAAAAGUCAGCAUCAACCUUUUGUGCAAUCUGAGUGUUCUGUUACCUCUGUUCUGUUAUGAUUAAUUUUAAAAAGUGGAACUUGUUCUCGCACACUCAGUAUAGACAAAAUGUCCUUGGAGAAGCUGCUGCUAACACUGUUCAAAAUGUUUUGAUUACGGAUAGGGCUGUAAGGCUUGUAAACUAGAGCUGUGUGUCAAAAAUUACUUAAGAUUUUUGAGAACCAAUUUAAAUUUCAAAUAGGAUUCACUCCACUCUGAAAACCAGUCCCUGAUGGAUCUGAACAAAUGCUUAAAAGAAAGUAAUUCAGAAAAAUCCAAUGGGUUACUUUUUGAACAGGCUAGAAAUACAUAUAGCCUUUCAAAACUCCUGUCCUCAAGAUUUGUGUGAAACUUGUAUGUGUGUCUUGGAAUAUUCUGUAUAUGCUGCACCCGUGCUGGGCCACACUUGUUAUAUGGGCUUUCUUCAUGGAAAUGUUUCACAGGAUUGUUUUUUAUAUGAAAGUGUUGCAAAUUUAUAUUAUGGGUAUUUUUACUGAAAUUCCAUAUAAAUUUUGUAUUUAUGAUCA
This is a messenger RNA of Grus americana (Whooping crane), 5384 nucleotides long. RefSeq names its product thioredoxin related transmembrane protein 4 (gene TMX4). NCBI's taxonomy places the organism in Eukaryota, Metazoa, Chordata, Aves, Gruiformes, Gruidae. The transcript is spliced from 8 exons. The record is from RefSeq and is a predicted model, not a curated record. Bases 40 to 1020 code for a protein of 326 amino acids.